Urocitellus parryii (Arctic ground squirrel) is the source of this 5777-nucleotide messenger RNA. It is a transcript of the gene Phldb1, whose product is annotated as pleckstrin homology like domain family B member 1. Lineage: Eukaryota; Metazoa; Chordata; Mammalia; Rodentia; Sciuridae. Gene Ontology annotation, molecular function: protein binding. Gene Ontology annotation, biological process: regulation of microtubule cytoskeleton organization. The record is from RefSeq and is a predicted model, not a curated record. Gene Ontology annotation, cellular component: basal cortex.
GUGUUCUCCCCAGUUUGAGGCCGCAGCGGCGGAGCCGGGCCAAGGGACCGGUGUCCCCCUCACCCCUCGAGGAACUCUGGAGUCCUAGGACCAUGGAUACUCUCAAUAGGAGCCAGGUAGGCCCUGGAUGCAAGACCCAGGUUGUGGUGCAGAAAGGACCCUUGGACCUGAUCGAGACAGGCAAAGGGCUGAAAGUGCAAACGGACAAACCGCAUCUGGUGAGCUUGGGCAGCGGGCGGCUCAGCACAGCCRUCACCCUUCUGCCACUGGAGGAAGGGAGAACAGUGAUUGGCUCCGCAGCCAGAGACAUCUCACUUCAGGGUCCAGGCUUGGCUCCAGAGCACUGCUACAUCGAGAACCUUCGGGGUACCMUCACCCUCUAUCCUUGUGGCAAUGCCUGCACUAUUGAUGGGCUCCCCAUCCGGCAGCCUACCCGACUCACUCAGGGCUGCAUGUUGUGCCUGGGUCAGUCCACCUUCCUCCGCUUUAACCACCCUGCUGAAGCCAAGUGGAUGAAGAGCAUGAUUCCAGCAGGGGGCCGGGCUCCUGGGCCCCCCUACAACCCUGGCUCUGCUGAAUCAGAAAGUCUGGUGAAUGGGAACCACACCCCACAGCCUGCAACCCGGGGACCCCCAGCUUGUGCCAGCCACAGUUCUUUAGUGAGCUCCAUUGAGAAGGACCUGCAGGAAAUCAUGGACUCACUGGUGCUAGAGGAACCUGGAGCUGCUGGCAAGAAGCCUGCUGCAACCUCCCCACUGUCACCAAUGGCUAAUGGUGGCCGUUACCUGCUGUCCCCUCCAACCAGCCCUGGGGCCAUGUCUGUKGGCUCUAGCUAUGAGAACACCUCUCCAGCCUUCUCACCACUCUCUUCACCAGCCAGCAGUGGGAGCUGUGCCAGCCAUUCACCCAGUGGGCAGGAGCCAGGACUGUCUUCUGUCCCCCCACUGGUGCCUGCUCGCUCAUCCAGCUACCAUUUGGCCCUGCAGCCCCCACAGUCCCGCCCAAGUGGUGCCCGCUCCUCUGAGAGUCCCCGGCUGGGUAGAAAAGGAGGUCAUGAGAGGCCUCCCAGCCCUGGCCUCCGUGGGCUAUUGACUGAUAGCCCUUCAGCCACGGUCUUGGCAGAAGCCCGCAAAGCCACUGAGAGCCCCCGACUGGGAGGGCAGCUGCCUGUGGUAGCUAUCAGCCUGAGUGAAUACCCAGCUGCCAGUGCCCGCAGCCAACCCACCAGCAUUCCUGGCAGCCCCAAGUUCCAGUCUCCAGUUCCUGCUCCUCGCAACAAGAUCAGCACACUCCAGGACCGCCCUCCAAGCCCUUUCCGUGACCCUCCCAGCACGGAGAGGGUGUUGACAACGAGUCCCUCUCGCCAACUGGUGGGCCGAACAUUUUCAGAUGGGUCAGCCACCCGCACCCUGCAGCCUCCUGAGAGUCCCCGCCUGGGUCGGCGGGGCCUGGACAGUAUGCGAGAACUCCCUCCCUUGAGCCCGUCUCUGUCCCGACGAGCUCUCUCCCCACUGCCUGCUCGGACCACCCCAGAUCCCAAGCUCACCAGGGAGGUAGCAGACAGUCCACGGCCCCGGCGGUGGGCAGCCCAUGGAGCUUCACCGGAGGACUUCUCCCUGACUUUGGGGACACGAGGCCGCAGAACACGGAGUCCCUCACCCACCCUGGGGGAGUCCUUGGCACCUCGCAAGGGCAGCUUCAGUGGCAGGCUGAGCCCAGCCUAUAGUCUGGGUUCUCUUACUGGGGCUUCGCCACGCCAGAGUCCUCAUGCCCAGAGGAAGCUCUCCAGUGGGGACUUGCGGGUGCCUGUCACUCGGGAAAGGAAAAAUAGCAUCACAGAGAUCAGUGACAAUGAAGAUGACCUCCUGGAGUACCACCGGCGGCAGCGCCAAGAGCGGCUCCGGGAGCAGGAGAUGGAGAGGCUGGAGCGCCAGCGCUUGGAGACCAUCCUGAACCUGUGUGCUGAGUACAGCCGGGCUGAUGGGGGACCAGAGGCCGGGGAGCUGCCCAGCAUUGGGGAGGCCACUGCAGCUUUGGCACUGGCAGGUCGGAGGCCCUCACGAGGCUUUGCCGGGGCCAUUGUGGCCUCUGGACGGAGCAGUGAGGAGCCUGGGAGUGCUGCCCAACGCCUGUGGGAGAGCGUGGAGCGCUCAGAUGAAGAAAAUCUCAAGGAGGAGUGCAGUAGCACAGAGAGCACCCAGCAGGAGCAUGAAGAUGCACCUAGCACCAAGCUCCAAGGAGAGCUGCUAGCCCUAGAAGAGGAGCGGGCUCAGGUGUUGGGGCGUGUGGAGCAGCUCAAGGUCCGCGUGAAGGAGCUAGAGCAGCAGCUACAAGAAGCGGCCAGAGAGGCCGAAAUGGAGAGGGCGCUGCUGCAGGGGGAGAGGGAAGCAGAGCGGGCACUGCUGCAGAAGGAGCAAAAGGCAGUGGACCAACUACAGGAGAAGCUGGUGGCCUUGGAGACUGGCAUCCAGAAGGAGAGAGACAAGGAGAGGGCGGAGCUGGCCGCGGGACGGAGGCACCUGGAGGCCCGCCAGGCGCUCUACGCCGAGCUCCAGACGCAGCUCGAUAACUGCCCCGAGUCAGUGCGGGAACAGUUACAGGAGCAGCUGAGAAGGGAGGCAGAGGCCCUGGAGACGGAGACAAAGCUCUUUGAAGACUUGGAGUUCCAGCAGCUGGAGCGCGAGAGCCGCGUGGAGGAGGAGCGCGAGUUGGCGGGCCAGGGGCUGCUGCGGAGCAAGGCCGAGCUGCUGCGCAGUGUCGCCCAGAGGAAGGAGCGCCUGGCCGUCCUGGACAGUCAAGCUGGGCAGAUCYGGGCCCAGGCUGUGCAGGAGUCGGAGCGUCUGGCCCGGGACAAGAAUGCAUCCCUGCAGCUGCUGCAGAAGGAAAAGGAGAAACUGACUGUGCUGGAAAGAAGGUACCACUCACUCACGGGGGGCAGGCCUUUCCCGAAGACCACCUCGACCCUCAAAGAGGCUCAGCUGCUCAUCUCCGAAUCCUCAGAGAUGGGGCUGGGGACCAAGGCUCUGGGCCCAUUCUCGGGGUCUUCUCAGGCUGGGGUCUCCUCUGUCUCCUUCACCCCGUCUGCUUCCACUCUACUCUGCCCCAAAGCACAAGAGAUGGAGAAGCUGCUGCUCCCUGCUGUAGACUUAGAGCAGUGGUACCAGGAGCUGAUGGCCGGGUUGGGGACUGGUCCCACUGCAGCCUCCCCUCGCUCCUCCCCCCCGCCUCUGCCCGCCAAAGCUUCCCGUCAACUGCAGGUUUACCGUUCCAAGAUGGAUGGUGAGGCCACCAGUCCCCUGCCCCGGACUCGCAGUGGCCCCCUCCCCUCCUCUUCUGGCUCUUCCUCCUCGUCCUCACAGCUCAGCGUGGCUACUCUGGGCCGUAGCCCUUCUCCAAAGAGUGCUCUGCUCACCCAGAAUGGCACUGGCAGCCUUCCCCGCAACCUGGCAGCCACAUUGCAGGACAUUGAGACCAAGCGCCAACUGGCUCUGCAGCAGAAGGUCGAGUUGCUUCCUGCCGAGCCCCUCCCAACUGACGACCCAGCAGGGCAGCAGGUGAUCGAGGAGCAGCGGCGGCGGCUGGCUGAGCUGAAGCAGAAAGCGGCGGCGGAGGCGCAGUGCCAGUGGGAUGCCCUGCAUGGGGCAGUGCCCUUCCAGGCAGGCCCCUCGGGCUACCCCCCACUCAUGCACCACUCCAUCCUGCACCACCUGCCAGCUGGGCGGGAGCGUGGGGACGAGGGUGAGCACGCCUAUGACACGCUGAGCCUGGAGAGCUCAGACAGCAUGGAGACCAGCAUCUCCACUGGAGGCAACUCAGCCUGCUCUCCUGACAACAUGUCCAGUGCCAGUGGUCUGGACGUGGGCAAGAUUGAAGAGAUGGAGAAGAUGCUAAAAGAAGCUCAUGCAGAGAAGAGCCGGCUCAUGGAGUCCAGGGAGAGGGAGAUGGAGCUGCGCAGGCAGGCCCUGGAGGAGGAGCGGCGGAGGCGGGAACAGGUGGAACGGAGGCUGCAGAGUGAGAGCGCUCGGAGGCAGCAGCUGGUGGAGAAGGAGGUCAAGAUGCGGGAGAAACAGUUUUCUCAGGCACGGCCCCUGACCCGCUACCUGCCUAUCCGGAAGGAGGACUUUGACCUGAAGACCCACAUCGAGUCAUCAGGCCAUGGUGUGGAUACCUGCUUGCAUGUGGUGCUCAGCAGUAAGGUCUGCCGUGGCUACUUGGUCAAGAUGGGAGGAAAGAUUAAAUCCUGGAAGAAGCGCUGGUUUGUCUUUGACCGGCUCAAGCGCACCCUUUCCUACUAUGUGGACAAGCAUGAGACGAAGCUGAAGGGGGUCAUCUACUUCCAGGCCAUCGAGGAAGUGUACUAUGACCACCUGCGCAGUGCAGCCAAGAAGAGGUUUUUCCACUUCACUAUGGUGACUGAGAGCCCGAACCCAGCCCUCACCUUCUGCGUGAAGACCCAUGACCGACUGUACUACAUGGUGGCCCCKUCUGCGGAGGCCAUGCGCAUCUGGAUGGAUGUCAUCGUCACAGGGGCUGAGGGCUACACUCAGUUUAUGAACUGACUGCCGUGGCCUCCGGGACCCUCAGGCUGGCCCCAGGACCCACGCCAGCCUCUUGCUGCUCUGCUGGCCCCUGUGGGCAGCUGCACAGCGGGCGCCAGCCCUCACAGGAGCAGGAUGUAGCGGAGCGGCCAGGGCCUUUGUGCAAGAAGACUUUGUGGUACUCUGUAGGGAUUCAGUCCUGUGAGUUUCUGGGCUCAGAAGAGGAAGGUGGGAGGGGACUUGCUGCCUCCUGGGAGCCCAGAACUCGCAGUUCCUGUUCAGAAUGCUGCCCGGUGCCCGGCCCACACCGUGGAGGAACUGCCACAGAGGCUCAGUCUGACCUGCUCUCCCCAGUCUGUUUUCUCUUUGUAAAGGACUAAUUAUGGUACCAGAUUCUGCCAAAGAUCCUCUUGCCUCCGCCCUGCAGGGCCUUGGGGCCGAGCAGAGCUACCCCGCGGGGCAGCAGCGCAGGCAGCGCACUGCUCCAGCGCCCUCUGCCUCACUGUCUCCCUYGUUUCUAUGUUUUUAAUUUGCUUGAGGGACAGACACUUCAAGUGUCACCCUUGAGGUUCCAGCCCCAUUCCCUGGUUGGAGAACCACCACCAUGGUCUCCAUGGUGAUCGCUUCAUUGUCAUGGUUACAUACUAACUGCAGCAGCUCCAUGGCUGAGCCCACUGCUCAGUGAUGGGCCAUCUGAGGGUACGCGCCAUCGUCUCUCCAGCCCAGGCGCAGGGUCAUCUCAUGCAGGGGGAAAGGACUGAGCACCUCCCCACCCCCUGCCUGUGUCUAGUCCCCAGUCGUGCAGCCUGCGGCACUCCACGCCAGCCCUCUCCCUUCACUCGUGCCUUGCCUAGAGCCAGAAGGGAUGAUGCAGGGGAUCUAUGACCAGAGGGACAGCCAGCACCUGGGAGAGGAAGCCAAAGGGUGUCCUCUGGAUCCUACAGGGUUGAGUUCCGGACAGGAAGRGGGGUGGCUCAGAGCUCUCAGAGGGAAGGACUGGGCAAGAGGGAGCCACAGAGGGACUGGCCUGAGCUCCACUGCCCACCCUUCAGCYUCCGAAGGAUAAUGGAAAAGGAGAGUGGAGGACCAGCCUCCAGCUGUCUGGCCUCAGCCCUUUGCCGCCUUAACACUAAGCCCACCUCCCCUGCCCUCCUCCCCAGCCCCKAGUCCCUGUGGYCUGGGCCGGGCUGGGUGUUUUUCAGUAUUGGUAAGCAUUUACAAAUAAGCAGAACAAUAAAG